AUGUCGAACAUCACUCAAGCCCCAGUCAUCAUCGACGCCACUGUCCGCAAGGACAUCGCAGCCGUCCACGCUUCGGUCUCUGAGCUCUCUGCAGAGCCAGCCGCCACGAUCACUGAGGUUUCUCGCCCAGCAGCCCCCUUCGUGCCCCUCACCGAAUUCCACCUCUUCCCAAAGCUUCCCAAACAUGUUCGCGUCCAGAUCCUCAUGACCAAUCAGCCAGACCGCGAAUACGUGGACAUCUACUAUGCACGCACGCGCAGAGGCGAGCACGGUCUCGAGUCAGUCUACUACACCACCUGCACCGCCCCGGCCAUAAUGCACCUCAAUCGGGAGCACCGACUUUUGGGUCUCACGAUCUACAGCCUUGAACUUGACACCAUCUUCAUCAACUGGAAGAAGGAGAAGAUCUGUCUCAUGACUCAACACCACAACAUCCCCGCCAUUGACGUACUCCCAGCUCGUGCAGUUGCAAAAGGCUCGAAAUCGAUCUGCAUUGGAAUUGCAACAACAAUCAAGAACCCGUCUGGCUGCGACCCCAUCGAAGAUGCCAAUCCCAUGAACGAGGGCUCGGAUGACGAGAUGUGCUGGGGCCAUGGUAUCCAACAGAUCGAUUCCGUCAUGGAUAGCUUCCCAUUCGCCGAGGGUCUCAAGGAGGUCACCCUCUUCGCGCAUGGCUACUAUAACCGCAUCAACCGCCUAAAGUCUUUGCGCAGCCGGGGACUGGCCCUUGACACCGACAUCUUCAUGAGCCCCUUUGAACAUGACGUUGUAGAUCAAGCCGAUCCAACUCUCACCUACAUCACAAUUGAGGAGCAGAUCAAGAGCUUCGUCGUGAACAAAGGCUGGGAGGUUGAGGAGGAUCCGCUGGGCGUUCAUGCCCUUCAAGAAGAGGGCCUGGUCGUCAAGAAAUUCGUUGACGAGGACGGUCAGCGCACUUUGAAGGGGGCUAUCACUUUGAAGCUGCGCGAUAUCUGGUUUAGGGGCGAGAAAUCGGACGACUGGCCUCUUGCUAGUCCUUCACACAGCGAGGGUGGAUACUGCUGA
This is a messenger RNA of Drepanopeziza brunnea f. sp. 'multigermtubi' MB_m1, 1044 nucleotides long. RefSeq lists its product as uncharacterized. The record is from RefSeq and is a predicted model, not a curated record. Lineage: Eukaryota; Fungi; Ascomycota; Leotiomycetes; Helotiales; Drepanopezizaceae.